AUGGGACUCGAACAGCAAUCCGAUGUGCUAGGAAAAUGGUACUAUGCAGCGCCGCUUACGUCGGACAACGGUGACCGUCUGGUCGACUUGUGCGAACAGACGGGCCUCAUCAUUGCUUCUACGUUUAAGAGGAAUCAUCGACGCCAUCAGCUCACGUGCGUCAGUCAGAUAUCCGAAAAUCUAGAGCUGUUUGGGACGUCGCUUUCGACUCUGACCACCGUCCAGUUCACCACAGCUUCAAAAUGCGAUUCCACAAGAGAAACCGAGGAGUUCCUCCUCAGCCGAAAACCGAAAUGGCAGUUCUGGAAGGAAGAUGAUGAAUGCAGAACAAAAUUCCGCCAACGUGUGCCUAUUCAUGUUGCAGUACGGACCAGAAUGAAGCUUAGCGAUGCGCUUUCCUUCACAAAGCGCAUCCAGGAUGCUGUAAAUGAAACGCUCCGGGCUCUAUUGCCGCGAAAGAAGUUUGCCUUUGCAUCUGCGGAGACAAGAUCCACGUACAAUUCUGUAUGUGCCGCGCGCAGUGCUGGUGACUUCAACCAGGAAAAGCGUCUUAGAAGGAAGCUGCGUCGUCAACUGCAACAAGACCGCGAUAACGAGUGGACGUCAAGAGCGAUGGAGUUUGAGAAGGCGUGGGAGGACAGGAACCCGCGGAAAGCCUAUGCUCUACUAAAACAGUAUAGCGGCAAAAUGAAAAGAUGUUCCCCUGUCCUCAACACUGCCAAUGCGGUAGCUGUCUGUGAAGCAACCUUUCCAAUUUGGAAGGAACACUUCAAGCCCUUGCUGAACCGGUUACCACCGUCAGCUCCUGAACUCGAACACGUUCAUAGACCGACAUAUGCGGUUAACGAGGAGCCACCGACCGAGUCGGAGGUCCUGGUCUGUAUUCAAAAAAUGAAGAAUGGAAAAUCUGGCGGAGCCGACGGGAUUGGCGCAGAAAUGCUAAAAUAUUUUCCUCCGUCUGGGAUUCGUGAGAUGACAAAGAUCAUUUGUUUGAUAUGGAUAGACGAAAGGAUACCUGAUUCGUGGAGACACGCUAUCAUAAUUCCCCUCCACAAGAAGUUAUCCGUCACGGACCCCAGGAAUUAUCGAGGAAUCUCUUUGCUGCGUGUUAUGUACAAUAUGUACAAGGUAUUGGAGCACAUUAUCCUGGACCGACUCAUUAAACAUCGCGAAGAAACAACGAGCGACAAACAAGCUGGCUUUCGUCCUGGCCGAUCUACGAUUGACCAGGUGUUCAUCGUCAAGAGAGUGAUCGAAAUCUGGCAGCGGUAUUCGAAGCCAAUGCAACUACCGUUUCUUUACUUUGAAGCCGCGUUUGACUCUCUUCACCGAGGCCGUCUUCUCAACGCCCUCCCCGCCGAUGGAGUACCAGGAAAGUUCGUUCGCUUGCUUGAUGACAUGAAUCAACGAACAACUGCUGCAGUUCGAACACGAGCCGGAUGUACAACGCCGUUUGAAGUGGUAACUGGAGUAAGACAAGGGGCAGUGGCAGGACCUUUCCUGUUCAAUUUCGCAAUCGGCGACAUUAUGCGAAGAAUAGUCGACCAGUGUCCUGCCGACAUUGCCUUAGCACCAUCAGGGUGCCCCUUGACUGACCUCGAUUACGCCGACGAUGUCGUUAUAUUCGCGGAAAGCAGUACGAAACUUCAACAUGUUGUCAACCUUGUAUCGAAGCUGGCUGCAGCCUACGGACUACGCCUACGCCCUGAUAAAUGCAAGCAGAUGUGGAUCUCUUCGAGACCAUGA
Molecule: messenger RNA, 1746 nt
Organism: Necator americanus (New World hookworm)
Lineage: Eukaryota; Metazoa; Nematoda; Chromadorea; Rhabditida; Ancylostomatidae
Exons: 2
Coding region: 1-1746 (581 amino acids)
Source: RefSeq, a predicted model, not a curated record